Molecule: messenger RNA, 2579 nt
Organism: Cydia fagiglandana
Lineage: Eukaryota; Metazoa; Arthropoda; Insecta; Lepidoptera; Tortricidae
Product: zinc finger protein 62-like
Exons: 16
Coding region: 130-2481 (783 amino acids)
Biological process (GO): regulation of transcription by RNA polymerase II
Cellular component (GO): nucleus
Molecular function (GO): zinc ion binding; RNA polymerase II cis-regulatory region sequence-specific DNA binding; DNA-binding transcription factor activity
Source: RefSeq, a predicted model, not a curated record
AUUGUUGUUGAGUUGUUGAUAAUGAUCGGCAGAGGAAUUUACCGAUUAUAAGACUAAUUUUCAAACAUAACUAACUUAAUACAGCCUUUCAGAUAAAUAUUCUAACAUAAUACACUAAUUUAGCAUACAAUGGCACCGCCAUUUGUUGCUUGCCGUAUUUGCCGGAGCGUCGAAGGAAGGUUGAAAAACUAUACGGACAGUAUAUAUUUAAUUAGAGCGUAUGAAGAGUUCAGUGGGUGUCCGUUUGUAGAAUGGCCAUACAUGACAAAGUUCUGCCCAGAGUGCGCCUGUCUCAUCAGGAAGGCGUACAAACUCCGGAGGAAGUGCAGAAAGUCCUACAAGUUUGUAGUGCAGCAUAUAGAGUCGGGUAGAAAGAUCACCAAACCGUUCAUCCAGCAGAGCGGCACAAGCCUAUACCACAAGCCAACGGACUUUGCCACAUGGCACUCCUACCGCUACCCCACCAUAGACUUAGUACACAACCCGAAGGCCUACAAGUCGAAGAAGAAGAGGGAGGAGGAACCGGUUUUCUAUAUUAAACAUUUGACAGUGCCAAAGGACGCAGUAGCAGAAAUACCAACAGUGGUUCCAGAGCCAAUAUACGAUUUCAACGAGAGAUACUACGACUCCUCCGAUCUGGAAGAAGAAAUGGGAUUCAAACCAUGGCCUAAAGCAAAUGAUAUUUACAUUCCAAGCAUUAUUAAAGCAAAGUCUACUUACACUCCAAGCAUCACUAAAACAAAUGCUACCUACACUCCAAGCAUUACAAAAACAAAUGCUACUUGCAGUCCAAGUAUUACUAAAACAAAUGCUACUUACACUCCAAGCAUUACUAAAACAAAUGCUACAUACACUCCAAGGACCAAGGCACAAGUUUUGGACAUUCAAGAGAAGCCAGUAGUUUAUGAAGAACCACCAGUGCUACCACCAAUGAUAGUGGAACAUGAACCACCGGUGUUAGAGGCACCGAUGAUCAGUCAACCGGUUGAAGAUCCGGUGACUUUGCCGGAGGAAGCUAAUGUGGCCAUUUUGUGUAAACCAGACCGGAUUGAGGAAGAGGAGAUUGAUGUCAAAAUGGAGGAUGAUAUGAUCGACGACACUGAAGGCCACAUCGAGGCCGAUCACAUUGAAAACGAAGACAAGGUAGAAAUGAAACUGGAUCCAGACCUAGAUCCAGACAACCUGACGCUGCUGGAGAUUAAGGCUGAGAUGGAACGAGAAGAUUCAGGAAAAGGAGAGAAGAGAAAGAGGCGUGGGAAAGAGAAAGAGCACAGUCGAGUGUCAAAAAAAAGUGAACAGCUUCAAAAACGCGCGAGAAGGAACCAGUGCAACCAGGAGUUGGAGGAACACUUCACCGUCACGCAGUUCCACACGGAGGAAGACCAGAUGCAAGAGUUCCUAAAGAGGAAAAUGGGCGAGGGCUACUUGGAGGGAAAGUACAAGUGUGAGCUGUGUCUCAAGAGCUUCAAGGAGCAGAAAUGGAUGGACGCGCACAAGCUGAAACAUGAGCCGUCCGCCGGGUCCUACGUAUGCACAAUAUGCCACAUCCGGUGUCGAACCCCUAAGCUGUAUCGCACGCACCGCGACUCCAACCACACCACCCGCUACUCGUGCAGGCGUUGCCAAUUUUUCACUUAUAGCAAGGCGCAGGCGCUGAAACACCACGGGUGGCACGAGGGCGUCGAGCACACCUGCCAGCACUGUGGCGCCACCUUCCGCAAGCACACAACGUAUAUGGGCCACCUCCGACGCGCGCAUCCAUCUGCUCAUAUAUGCGGCGUCUGCGCACGCAGCUUCGUCAGCGCGUACGGACUCAACUUACACAUCAAGGCCGUCCAUAAGGACAUAAAUAAACUAGAAAACGACAGCACGCGCUGUGAGGAGUGUGACGUGACGUUCGUGUCGCGACAGAUGUAUGUCAGACACUUACUCAUCACUGACAGACACAAGGAAAUGUGUAAAGAUAUCUUGGGGUGCAGAAAGUGCGGCGAGCAGUUCGAAAGUGCGGGGGAGAUGGAAAAGCACACGCACUAUAAGGAGAGGAAGUAUGUCCGGAAAGACGCGCCGAGACGGACCAUCAAAUGUGACGAGUGUUCAGAAGUGUUUUCUCAUCCAAACGGCGUGUAUCAACACUACCUUCGCGAACACCCCGACACACCGUACCGGUUCGCGGUGAGACGGCACUAUCUGUGCGAGCAGUGCGGCAAGACUUUCAAGUCGCCAGGUUUGCUCCAGCAACACGGGCUCAUCCACCUCGGGCUGCGCCCCCCGGCUGCGAAGAAGCCCCCGGGCCGCAACUCUUGCCGCCUGUGCGGGAAGACGUACAGCAAGCUAAGCGGGCUCUUCAGGCAUAAACUGACACAUCUAGGCGUCCGUCGACACAAAUGCCAUAUCUGCGAGAAGGCGUUCACGGACACGUCUAACCUAAAGCAGCACGUGCAGGGCGUGCAUCUCAACAUACGAAGGAUAAGGAAGCGAUAAUACAGUGCUUGCAGGCGUAUGUUUUGUUUUGGAAAUACAGUGUUCGCAGGUGUAUGUUUUGUUGUACUAUCUCUGAGCGAAAAUACAGUGUUUGCAGA